UAUUGCUAUAGUUAGUAAAAUUAUCUUUAUUUGUUUAGUGCUUUAUGGAAUAGAUUGUCAAAUCUUUAUUUUUAUUAAAGCAGACACAUCAAAUGAUGGCUGAAGUGAAAAGGAGAAGGAGAAAACUGAAGCCAGUUGAUGAGGCCAUACAGUUUUCACUACUACAGAAAGACAAAUCUGGUCUUGAAGGAAGAUUCAUCAAUGAUUUUAAAGGGAGAGGUGUGUUCAGCUGUGCUGACUUUGAGAAAGGAGAUUUCCUGCUGGAAUAUAGAGGGGACCUCAUAGAUAAAGAAGAAUGUGAACGGAGGCAAAGGAUAUAUCAUGAUGCACUUAAAGUUUAUAUCUUUGAGUUUCGCUAUAAUGGAAAGCUUCUCUGCAUUGACGCAGCCGGGAUGAUGGUAAACGAUGACCAUAUGAACCCAAACAGCAGGAUGAGAACUAUCUCUGCGGAUGGAAAACCUCACUCAAAGAGCAUCUGUCCUGAAAAUGAAAGCAGCCAGAAACUGAAAAACCACGAAGAGGGCAAAAAGUGGCAUGAUCCGGACAUUGGGAAGGAGGUGUCCCCUUAA
Molecule: messenger RNA, 569 nt
Organism: Puntigrus tetrazona (Sumatra barb)
Lineage: Eukaryota; Metazoa; Chordata; Actinopteri; Cypriniformes; Cyprinidae
Product: histone-lysine N-methyltransferase set-1-like
Exons: 6
Coding region: 93-569 (158 amino acids)
Molecular function (GO): protein binding
Source: RefSeq, a predicted model, not a curated record